CCGUCCGCCGAGACAACAGUCUCAAAGAACAGCACGAGACCUCUUAUCUGAUUGUGAGUUUCCUUGCGCAACCUUGACUUUUCGACCAACUUCUUUGUUUGCUUUUGGGCUCGUGCACUCCCCCCCUCCGCAUCCGUCCCCCCGGCCAGUGUCAGGCCCUCAGCAUCUCUAUAUCAGGGUCUGGAGUCCUCUUCGUUUUCUCUGCUUACGACCAUCUUCCGUCGGGCAUUAAUCAGCGUCUUGGGGGAAAAGUCACAUCGAACACAGCCCACCCACUCAUGACUCCUCAGGCCCACGACCACCUCUAACGGCCAUCGCCUUUGCUCGCGAACACACGAACAUCCUCCGCCGUUUCAUCUAAUCCGAGCCCGUCAAUAUGCCCAUCGGCGACCUCCUCGCAGAGAUAUCCGGCGGGCAGCCGUCAUCCGCCCCAUCUCCUAAAGUAGCCACGUCAUCGGGGAUCAAGCGGAAGGCUGAAGAUGGCUCAAAUGGUGCAACAUCAACAAAACUCACAAAAGCAAGGCAGCCUGAUGGAUCUUACUCAACUAGUAAGGUGACCCGUGAUGCGGAUGGUCGAGUUGUAGAGCGGUCGUACUCAGUCUCGCGACCAGUGAAAGCUACUGGCCUAGGUCAAACUUCAAUAAAACCAUCCAGUCUUCCUCACCGCACCAACUCACCUUCGACCAACGGACGCUACGAGCCACCAACCCCUACUAGCCAGCGCACGACCUCUACCUCGAACGGCAAGUUACCCGCUGCGUCCUGCAGCACCACGCAAUCGAAACGGCCCUCGGACGUAGCAAGCCGCCCGAAACUGAACCAACCUGUGUCCGCUGCUGCGAAAGUGCCCCAAUCGAAGCCUUCUCCCACAACACCGACGCCGUUACAGUCAUCACAAGGACCUCCCAAAAAAGGCUCUUUCAAGGAUAUAAUGGCACGUGCAGCAAAGGCUCAAGAGGUUAUGGGUAAAGUUGGUAUGAUCCAACACAAACCUAUUGAUAAGGCUUCGGUGAAGAAAGAACGGGAAACUGCCAAGCCAGAGCAAAAGUCUGGCGCAGGGUCGGGUGCUAAGGGAAAGAUGAGUACUUCUUACACUGGAACCGGACGGCCUUCUGGUACUACGAAUCGUGGUAAUGCUCCUGCAGGUGCACCCGCACGUUCUGUUUCCAAAGCUGGUGCUGCAAAAGACGGAAAGACUGGUCCCAAGUCUAAAUCAGGAUCUGCUGCAAAUGACGUCGCCGAGAAGAAGGUUAAGAAAUCAGCGACUGCAACAACCGGUUACGCAGGAACUGCACGGCCUGCUCCGGGAGCCGCGACUAAGAAAGGCCCAUCUUCCAGAGGUGACCAACGCCCUGGACGUGGUGGACUUCUCGAACCUCCUCGAAUGGGCCGUCGUAGUAAGUACGAGGACGAGUAUGACGAGGAAUUGGACGACUUUAUCGAUUACGAUGACGAAGAAGAUGAUAUGGGACCUAGGUAUGGCUACGACUCCGAAGGGUCAAGCGAUAUGGAAGCCGGAAUGUCGGAUAUCGAUACAGAGGAGAGACGAGCUGAGUUGUAUGCACGCGAAGAGGACAAGCGGGAGCAGGCGUUAGAAGAAAAAUUGAAAAGAGAGAAAGAAGAGCGAAGACGACGAUGGGCACAAGGAGGGCGAUAAUGCUGUGGCGAAUCCUAGAACUCAGUACAUGACUCACGAUAAUCUUCUUUCGGCGUACGGCUGUGAGGGAGCGCUACAGUUGAUUAUUAUACCAUACCCGCAUCGUUUCAUUCCUCUGAUAGAGCGCUAAUCUGCAUGAAAUUCGGCGUUCGGGAGAAUUCUCACCGGGCAACCAUUAUUGUUUUUGGGAGAGAUCAAACAGUUGUUUGAUCCCAGCAUGUCUUACAUGGUGUUUGUGGAUACAGGGUGGAAGGAAUGAGUGCCUUAGCAGGUUAUUUCAUGGUGUUUAAUAAAAGAUUGGAAAUGUGUAUAUUGUAUAAUUUAACUCAUCAUAUGAUUGGCCUAUGCUUAGUGACUUUCUUGCAUGUUUCAGUAGCUGCCCCUAUUUGGUACUACAUUCUACUUUAAGCGCCUUUGUUAAUAGGAUGACUAGACUAGGGAUAAAUGCCACUGGUCUAAGUGUAUAUUCUGCAGUUGCUGUCACUUUUGUCACGUGCCCCAUUCAACUACAUCU
Molecule: messenger RNA, 2171 nt
Organism: Xylaria bambusicola
Lineage: Eukaryota; Fungi; Ascomycota; Sordariomycetes; Xylariales; Xylariaceae
Exons: 2
Coding region: 377-1657 (426 amino acids)
Biological process (GO): regulation of DNA-templated transcription; nucleosome assembly
Cellular component (GO): nucleolus
Molecular function (GO): histone binding; DNA binding
Source: RefSeq, a predicted model, not a curated record